AUGGCAGAUUCUGGGUCUGCUCUUAAGCAAGGAAAAAGCAGAAUCUUUUAUGGAAUCCACCAGGACUUCCCCUGUGUAGCAGUGGUUGGGCUGGGUAAGGCCAGUGCAGGGGGUUUGUGGGACAGAGAACUGUAUAGCAGAAAGAACAACAUCAGACAAGGUGUGUCUGCUGGCUGCCAGUCACUUCAGGACCUGGAGGUGAGUCACGUGGAGGUGGAUGGCUGCGGUGAUGCACAGUCAGCAGCAGAGGGUGCAGUACUGGGUUUGUUUCACUAUGAUCAACUCAAAUCCAAAAAGAAGACCAAAGUAACGGUGCAGCUUCAUGGAAGUACAGAUGUGCUUGGAUGGGAGAAGGGAAUCCAGUAUGCAGAAGGCCAAAAUCUAGCACGUCUACUCAUGGAAGCUCCAGCCAAUCACAUCACUCCUACUGCUUUUGCCAAUAUCGUUGAAGAGAAAGUAGCACCGUACACAGAGCGAGUAAGAGUUCAUAAGAGGUUGAAGACGUGGAUCGAGGAACAACAGAUGGGAGCGUUUCUUAGCGUGGCGAAGGGUUCGGAGGAGCCCCCUGUAUUCUUGGAGCUGCAUUACAAUGGUUGUCCUGACAGCACGCAGCCCCCACUGCUCUUAGUUGGGAAGGGCAUCACCUUUGACAGUGGUGGUAUUUCUCUAAAACCGUCUUCUUCUAUGGACACCAUGAGAGCCGAUAUGGGUGGAGCUGCCACCAUUUGUGCAUCCAUUGUAACAGCCGCAGCGCUUAAACUACCUCUUAACAUUGUUGGGCUGGCUCCGUUGUGUGAGAACAUGCCCAGCGGAAAAGCUACAAAGCCAGGCGAUGUUGUAAGGGCAAAGAAUGGAAAAACCAUCCAGGUUGACAAUACAGAUGCAGAGGGCAGAUUGAUUUUAGCUGAUACCCUCUGUUAUGGGCACACAUUCAACCCCAAGGCCAUUGUCAAUGUGGCCACACUAACAGGUGCGAUGGAUGUUGCUCUCGGUUCGGCAGCAACUGGAGUCUUUACAAACUCUGACUGGCUGUGGGAGCAGCUACACAAGGCUAGUGUUGUGACAGGUGACAGAGUGUGGCGGAUGCCUCUGUUUCAGCAUUACACCAGACAGGUGACAGAAAGCCAGCUGGCUGAUCUCAACAACAUCGGAAAAUGCAGCCGUUCUGGUGGUGCGUGCACAGCAGCUGCAUUUCUGAGAGAGUUUGUCACAGUUGCUCAUUGGGCCCAUCUGGACAUUGCAGGCGUGAUGAGUAACAAAGAUGAAAUUCCUUAUUUGAGAAAAGGCAUGUCUGGAAGACCGACGCGCACCCUUGUGGAGUUUGCUGCCGGGUUGGCCAAUCAAAGCUGAGAGUUCAACCAAUAACAAUGAACUGUUUUCCUGUUGCUGCAUUCACUUGUUGGCAGUUGUAUAGCAGACAGUAAACUCGAUGUUAUUGUUUUCAAUGAGAGGGCGACGGGAAGCGCAUCGGUGCAUCAUAAUACUAAAACUGAAUUGAAAACAAAAAAAUGAACAGAAAAUAAAAAACUAAACCUUAAUAACUCUUGUUAAAAAUAUAUUUUUAUGACCGUUUUCUUCCUCCCCAAGUUUGUAGACAAAUAACACCAAGAUAGGAUUGCCCAACAUGUCCAUGUGUAACAGAUACGUGGCCUUUCAGAUCCUGUUGGGAUACAGAGGGAAUGAAACACUCAAAUGCUUCACCUCAGGGAGCUCUGCUGGAUGACUGCUGCAUCCAUGAUUUGACAUUUUGCAUGGACUUCUGAGUCCACCGUCUAAAUAGCAGUGUGCCAGGUGCUGGUGCACUUGUGUCUUAAUAGAAAUGGCAGGUGACACUCUGGUUUAUUUCAUAUCAUGCCCUAAAAAUGCCCAUGAUUAAUUAAGUGAAUAAAUAGAAACCCUGUGUUUUACUUUACUCUCAGAUUACACACAGUGUAGGGGAAACCGGGACACAGUGAAUCAAGGGGCAGAGUGAAUCAGUAUACACAUAUACACAGUUUUAUGCAAAAGUUUGGGCACCCCAGAUGAGUUCCAUGAUUUUCCUUUAUAAAUCAUUGGUUGUUUGGAUCAGCAAUUUUAGUUAAAUGUAUUAUAU
Messenger RNA from Thalassophryne amazonica, 2092 nucleotides. It is a transcript of the gene lap3, whose product is annotated as leucine aminopeptidase 3. Gene Ontology annotation, molecular function: metalloaminopeptidase activity; manganese ion binding. The record is from RefSeq and is a predicted model, not a curated record. NCBI's taxonomy places the organism in Eukaryota, Metazoa, Chordata, Actinopteri, Batrachoidiformes, Batrachoididae. Gene Ontology annotation, cellular component: cytoplasm. Gene Ontology annotation, biological process: proteolysis.